This is a messenger RNA of Wallemia ichthyophaga EXF-994, 1236 nucleotides long. RefSeq lists its product as uncharacterized. The coding region runs from base 1 to 1236 and encodes 411 amino acids. NCBI's taxonomy places the organism in Eukaryota, Fungi, Basidiomycota, Wallemiomycetes, Wallemiales, Wallemiaceae. The transcript has a single exon. The record is from RefSeq and is a predicted model, not a curated record. Gene Ontology annotation, biological process: regulation of DNA-templated transcription. Gene Ontology annotation, molecular function: DNA-binding transcription factor activity.
AUGCCUUCAUCAUCGAAACCCACCCAAGUCGACGAAGAGGACCAGCGCAGGCAGCAGAAUAGACUGGCCCAGCGUGAGUUCAGGCAGAGGAAGCAGCGCGAGAAAGACGAACUCAAGGCGAGGAUUGAGUUUCUAGAGAGAGACCCAGAUCAGCAAUCGCAGCUUAUGACUAGAGUUGCAAGGGAAUUAUACGCUGAGAACAAUAGACUUCGAGCACUGGUACACUCUCUUAGCUCGUUUGUUGGCACUGGCGCUGGCUCGAGUUUGCACGGGUUGGGGUUAACACCGGCCCAGAUGGAUAAUUUACUCAGUUACUCACGCGUUGAACCCGAAGUGGAUGUUGGAUUUGAAAUGUUUAUGCAGAAUAGGAGUAGGCGUGGUGGCAGAGGUGAUGAGAAUGAUAUCGGUAAUAAGAGGCCCAGGUACAGUCUGUCGAAUGGCAGUGAUAGUGCUAGUCCCGUUAGUCAUGCUCAGCGGCAGGCGCAGCCAGAGACACACACGAGCGCACAGGCACAGUCACCGGCACAGCCCCACCCAUACGCCCUCAAUCACCUUCUCAACGAUAACCUCAGCACUAGCCAUGCCUCCUCUACGCCCACCCAACCCCGCACAGACUUCCAAAACGACUGUUUCGUAAUGAUGUCAUCCGACGACCCCGAAUUUAACGUCUCCACAAAGUUAAACGGGGAAGAGACAACGCUGUACAACUUUGCAAGUAGUCUGAAACACUACUCGAGUAGCAAGAUGGUACAGGCAGCCCAGCUGAUAGAGUACAAUCUCAACAACUUCCGUGCUGACCAGAGCUACCACCUUCCUCCGUCACUCAAGCCAUCCCUCAUCCAACGCACUGUGCCACACGAUAGCCUGAUUGAUGGUAUACCCUUUGCCAGUCUGCGCGAUAAGCUUAUACUCAACUCUGACAGUAGCAGCAGUAGCAGCAGUAGCCACGAGCACGCACAGGCUCAUGCUAGCCAUGCCAACCACACCACAGACACCUCCAAAACCUCUCAAUCUAACCCUAAAGUAGACGUGCGGCGCGUUAUACGCAUGCUGCUCACUUCCACUACUAUACACGGCGAGGACGUCCUCAACGCCGAUAAUUGGGAACUCGACGACCGAUUUUAUGCCGACUACUUCUUUCUCACUGACAAGCACAUGCUCGAUACGAGUAAUAAGUGGAGAGAGAGGAGUCACAGGCCAUUACUGGCCGGUGGGGAGAUGAACCAUCUGUUUUGA